UAGUAGUUAUUAAAUCUGCGUUGACUCCUCAUCCUCAUCAAACCCCACUUUGAACACCUCUCCCCUCCCCCAUUUCCAAUUAUGCCCCUCUCCGCCGCUCUCUGACUCCUCCUCCACCUCCACCUCCACCACCACCACCACCACCACCACAACAAGUCAGCCGAUUAGUGUCAGCUUCAUCAUUUGAGGGCGCAAAAAGAGAAAUGAAGAGGCUGAGAUCCAGCGAGGAUCUCGAUUCUCACGGCAAGGAUCCGAAUCCCAACCCGAGCCUAAGCCCCAGCCCAAACCCCUAUCCCAGCCGGACCUCGUCUUCUUCCUCCCACCGGAGCUUCUACUACAACAAACCCGACGCCGUCCGCAAAGGCUUGCUGUCCCACUCCUCGUCGGCCUCGUCUUUGGCCGCCAGGAGGGCAGAUGACGAUCGGGACGCCGCCGGCGGAGGAGGGUCGAGGAUGGUGAGGAAGAGGCCGGCCGAGCAUGAGUUGGAGCGGAGGAAGGGGGUUGAUAGGUACGGAAGAGACGCCGGAGGGUACGAUCGGAGUACGAUGCACCGGUCGGAGAGCUUUAGCGGCGGGGCUUCGAGGAGGGGGUCCGAGUUUCCCAAAGGGUUCCGAUCGGAGAGGGACCGGCCGCGGCGGGAAGGGAGCGUGCUGUCGUCGUGGCGGCGGUUCGGGAAGGAGUUUGAGGAAGGGAGGAGCUCUAGUAGGUUGGAGGAGAGAGGCAAAAGCGGCGGAGGAUUGAGGGACAUCCGGUCGCCGUCGUGGUCCAAUUCUAGGGAUUCCGGCAGCGAGCAGUCGCGGGUCAGGUCUCCGCCGCGGCGAUUUAAGGAUGAGACUUCCAAGUCGAAAUCGCCGACUUGGUCGAAGGACUCUGUUGGGAGUGAGCGGUCCAAGAGUGUUGAGGUUAAGAAGAGUGAGCCUCAGACUGCGCUGGAGCCGGAGCCGGAGCCGGAACCUCAGAGGGAGCCUGAGGCCGAGGCGGUGGCGGAGGAGGCCCAGGGGGAGAGUGGAAGUAGGACCAGUAGUGAAAUGGAGGAAGGAGAGCUGGAGCCUGAAGCUGAAGCUGAAGCUGAAGUGGGAGCCGGGGAUGGAGGUGAAGAGCCAAAAGCGGGAGUGCUGGAAGCUGGAGCUGAAGUGGAAGAAGGGCGAGUUGGGAUUGGGAGCGAAAACGAGGACAAAGAUGAGUCAUUGGAUAAACAAGCAUGUGAGGGGAAAGAAUCCGAGGAAAACAAGGACAAUGAGUCGCCUUCCGGGGAGCGGGAAGACGCAUUCAGUGGAAAAGAAUCGGAGGUAGACCUUCAACUUCAAGUGAGGCCUGAGGAUGAUGAAAUGACAGAGUCAGAUAGGGAGAUGACGGAGGAGGACACCGGAGUUCAUACACUGGAUCUGAGUGCGGAUUUGACUCGCACUUUCAAGGACAAGGGGAAAAGCGUGGCGCAUCCAGCAGAACAUAGUGGAUGGGCUGAGAGAGAAUCCAGACAACUACUGGCUGGCAUGGAUAAUGAUAUGGAAGGACCGAGCACUAGGGCUUUCGACUUGUUUACAUCUUCUCCUGUUAGGAGGCAGGAGAAACCUGAUUCGGGUGUUAAUGUUAAGGAUGACAAGUUGGUACUGGAGCCACUUGAUCUUUCACUCAGCUUGCCCAACGUUUUGUUACCUAUUGGUGCCCCUCCUGGUUCUCCUGAUCAACCAUUGAGCGUUCAGUCUUUAUCUAACACUUUCUGUACCAACUCGGAUGGAUUUACUCAAUCUGUAUCCUUUUCAGGUUCUCAGUCGUUUUAUCACAAUCCUAGCUGUUCUCUAACCACCCAGAACUCGAUGGACUUUGAGCAAUCGGUUAAAAGUCGUCCCCUUUUCCAGGGUAUUGAUUGGCAGGCACUAGCCCAGAACGAGGCUAAGAAUAAGGAGCUUCCAUUUUAUCAGAAAACCGGGAUCACCGGCAAUGGUUCUUAUCCUCAGUUUGGUGUUACAAAUGGUCAAUCUGUGCAAGGGCAACAAAUUAGACAUCCGGAAGGAAGCUCUAAAGGGGCUAAUGGAUUUGAAAGGCAGCUAAGCUUCCAUAAGCAGUUGUCAGGAGGGCAACCAAAGCACCAUGAGGAUGUUAGAUCACCACCUUCACACAGUGUUGGAUCUCAUGAAAUGGGAUCAAAUUAUAGUUUUGACAGGGAACGACUAGUGAGAGAGAAUAGUAGUGGUAGUUUAUAUAGGACUAGCAGCCAGAAGGAAAAAGAGAAGUUGCUCAUUGGCGGGUCUGUUGAGACGAUCAUUGCCCGGAUAGUAUCUGAUCCAGUACAUGUAAUGGCCAAGAAGUUUCAGGAAAUGACAGGGCAAUCCGCAGCAUGUGUGAAGGAGAGCAUUCGCGAGAUUAUGUUAAAUGUGGAUAAGCGAAUGCAACUAGUUGCAUUUCAGAAGGCACUACAGAACAGGUCAGACAUAACCUUGGAGAUGCUACUAAAAGCCCACCGGGCACAAUUGGAAAUCUUGGUUGCUCUCAAGACUGGUCUACCGGAAUAUCUUCAGCAAGAGAGCAGUGUGUCAUCUUCUGAUUUGGCUGAGAUUUUUCUGUACUUGAGAUGCAGAAAUCCUUCCUGUCGAAGUCCUGUGCCUGUGGAUGAAUGUGAUUGCAAGGUCUGUUCGCAAAAGAAUGGUUUUUGCAGCAGUUGCAUGUGUCUCGUGUGCUCAAAGUUUGAUAUGGCCUCAAAUACAUGUAGUUGGAUUGGGUGUGAUGUUUGUCUUCAUUGGUGCCAUGCUGAUUGUGCAUUGCGGGAAUCUUAUAUUAGAAAUGGACGCAGUGCAACUGGAUCCCAAGGGACUGAGAUGCAAUUUCAUUGUGUUGCUUGUGACCAUCCUUCUGAGAUGUUUGGCUUUGUGAAGGAGGUUUUUCAGAGUUUCGCCAAGGACUGGACGAUUGAAAAUCUUGCCAGGGAACUUGAAUAUGUUAAGAGAAUUUUCGUUGUCAGCAAGGACAUGAGAGGUAGACAGCUGUAUGAAAUUGCUGAUCAGUCACUUGUCAGAUUGGCAAAUAAGUCUGGCCUUCCAGAGGUUUACAGUUACAUAAUGGCGUUUCUUGUGGAUGCUGACAGUUCCAAGUUAAGCAAAACACCCAUUUUAUCUGGGAAGGAUCAAGGUAAAGGAGGCAGUGGUAUUGCUGGGCCAAGCCAGGAACCAGCAUGGCUAAAGUCUGUGUAUACAGAAAAGGCCCCUCAGUUGGAAUCUGCUACCAGCAUUCUUCCUAGCUUCAACUAUGACCAGCAUGAUAAGCGCAUUAUGGAGUCAGAUAUGCACAUGAGUUCUCUAAAAGAACCUGUUUUUGAUGAGUUAGAGAGUAUUGUGAGGAUGAAGCAGGCCGAGGCUAAAAUGUUCCAAACACGUGCGGAUGAAGCAAGAAAAGAAGCCGAGGGUCUGAAACGCAUUGCACUGGCAAAGAAUGAGAAAGUUGAAGAAGAAUAUAGGAGUAGAAUAACAAAGCUCCGUUUCAUUGAGGCUGAGGAAAUGCGGAAACAGAAGCUUGAGGAACUGCAGUCUCUGGAUCGAGCUCACCGAGAAUAUUCCACAAUGAAGAUGAGGAUGGAAGCGGAUAUUAAAGAUCUUUUAUUAAAAAUGGAAGCAACAAAGCGAAACCUUUCCUUGUGAUUUGCAAGGUGAACAGGAUUUGCUUUAGAAUUUUAUCGGUACGGCAGGUAAUUCUAACCUUGUGUCGGCUGAUAAUUGUAUGUUGUACUAUUAUAGAAUUACGGCUCCAAUUUGAUGCAGCUGAUGAUCUUUAGGCUUUACUUUCAUGGUAGCUCCUGUUGUAUUUGUACUCGUUUUGUUGUAUCUGUAUUUGCACUCACUGCCAACCAGAAUCUGUACAGAGUGCCUCAUCUCCAGUUAUGUUAGUUGUUCUCCCCUAAUGGCUUAUA
Messenger RNA from Argentina anserina (silverweed cinquefoil), 3901 nucleotides. Its product is annotated as protein OBERON 4. Gene Ontology annotation, cellular component: nucleus. The record is from RefSeq and is a predicted model, not a curated record. Gene Ontology annotation, biological process: maintenance of shoot apical meristem identity; root meristem specification; regulation of gene expression. NCBI's taxonomy places the organism in Eukaryota, Viridiplantae, Streptophyta, Magnoliopsida, Rosales, Rosaceae. Bases 204 to 3632 code for a protein of 1142 amino acids. The transcript is spliced from 2 exons.